This is a messenger RNA of Harmonia axyridis, 2656 nucleotides long. RefSeq names its product calcium-binding mitochondrial carrier protein SCaMC-2 (gene SCaMC). Gene Ontology annotation, biological process: transmembrane transport. The record is from RefSeq and is a predicted model, not a curated record. The coding region runs from base 177 to 1613 and encodes 478 amino acids. NCBI's taxonomy places the organism in Eukaryota, Metazoa, Arthropoda, Insecta, Coleoptera, Coccinellidae. Gene Ontology annotation, molecular function: ATP transmembrane transporter activity; calcium ion binding. The transcript has 8 exons.
CAAAUGAAAAUGUGCGAGAAAUGAGAGGUUUAUUGCUCUCCUUAGAAGAAAGUCGCAAUGCGGUAUAUAUGAAAUGAAUACCCUUUUAAAAUUUGAAAAAACUCCCAAAUAAUUACUUGGAACUUUUUACUGCUUCAUAGAUCUACAUUUGGUUCAUUAAAAGUAACGAAAUUAUCAUGCCAAGCCUAAAAAAUUUAAGUGGAACUUUGCCCAAAACAACUUUCCAUCAUGAAUUAUUGCCACAAGAAGAUGAAGAAAGAUUAGAAAAGCUCUUCAAGAAGUUGGAUAAAGAUGGAAAUGGCAAAAUUGAUAUACAUGAUCUUUCUGACGCCCUCAAGAAAUAUGGGGUUCAUCAACAUUAUGCUGAGAAAUUUCUCAAGAGUUCCAAUUCAAGUGAAGAUCAAUUUUCUUUAGCAGACUUUAUAAUUUAUGUGAGAGAACAUGAAAAGAAUUUGAGAUUACAUUUUUCUCAUUUGGAUCGUAACCGUGAUGGCAAGAUUGACUUGGAAGAAUUGGCAGGAGCUUUCAAGGAUCUUGGAAUUCCAUUGGAUAGAUCUGAGGCCAAGAAGCUUUUGCAAAGGAUGGAUCAAGAUGGUAGUUUGAAUAUAAGUUUUGAUGAAUGGAGAGAUUUUCUGCUACUUGCACCAAGCCAGGACAUACAUCAGUUGAUCAAAUAUUGGCGUCAUUCUACGUACCUCGACAUCGGGGAGGACAUGAAUGUUCCCGAUGAUUUUACACAAAGUGAAAUGCAAACUGGCAUGUGGUGGCGCCAUCUGGCUGCGGGCGGCAUAGCUGGCGCUGUAUCACGGACUUGUACCGCUCCUCUAGAUAGGCUGAAAGUUUUUCUCCAAGUACAACCAACUAAGCAAAAAAUCAUGGACUGUUUGAAGUGCAUGCUUAAAGAGGGGGGUGUGAAAGGCUUAUGGCGAGGUAACGGAAUCAAUGUUUUGAAAAUAGCACCUGAAACAGCGAUAAAAUUUGCUUCAUAUGAACAAGUGAAGAGGUUCAUCAAGGGUGAUUCUAAAGAAAACCUCAGUAUUUAUGAGAGAUUUAUUGCUGGUGCUCUUGCUGGUGGUAUAAGCCAAACCACUAUUUAUCCUAUGGAAGUUCUGAAGACAAGGUUAGCUCUCAGAAAAACAGGCCAAUACAAAAGUAUUGCUGAUGCUGCUUUCAAGAUCUAUGCAAAUGAAGGCAUGAAAAGCUUUUACAGGGGCUACAUUCCUAAUAUUCUCGGAAUCAUUCCUUAUGCUGGCAUAGAUCUUGCAGUGUAUGAGACACUCAAGAAAAACUACCUUAGUACACAUUCCACAGAUGAACAACCAAGCUUUUACCUGUUGCUAGCGUGUGGCAGCGCUUCUAGUACUCUUGGUCAAAUGUGCUCGUAUCCCUUAGCUUUAAUUAGAACAAGAUUGCAAGCAACAACGCUUCAUCCUUCCGCAGAUGGUACAGCUGUAAACAUGACUGGUUUAUUCAGGCGGAUUGUUCAGACAGAAGGAGUAACUGGACUCUACAGGGGGAUUACUCCAAAUUUCAUUAAAGUGAUGCCAGCAGUCAGUAUUAGCUACGUGGUUUAUGAGUACUCAAGCAGAUUACUUGGUGUGAACAUGACAUGAUGAAGUAAUUUGUCUAGGAACAAAUUUUUCUUUAGAAGAUUGACUAUGUAUUGCCAAGGGCUGGGCCCUUACGAUUUGGGGUUGGUGGAAAAUAUCCUCCCUGAUCAUUUUUCUUGUUGAUGAAUAUUUAAUUUAUUUGUACAGAUUGAUUAUUAUUUUAAGCUCAAACUAAUAAGCUUCAGUGGCUGUUAAUGUUAUACCUCGUCAAAAUUUGAUCACACAAAGUAAGAAUAUUUUUAAUGAACUCAUUUCUGUGAUGGUUUUGGUUUAUAUUUUCAACAGUUAUGUGUAUUCCAAGUUAAUAUGUUUUUCAAUGAAUGAAAAAAAUUACUGAUUGUUAUUGUAAUCCAUGAAUUUUGUACAUUGUAUGAAUAGUCAACUGAUUUGCAAAUCAUUCUUAUUAUGCAUAAUAUUCUUUGCUUAUCUAAAAUAUUUUUAUUUUUUUUUAAUACAUUGGAUAUAAGUUUUCAAAUGGUUUAUUCUUUUCCAACCGAUCAAUUCAUUCUUUUUAAUUUCCAAAAGUCUUCCUUUUUGAUGCAUUUAGCUCUCAGAAGAAUUUGAAUCAUUAUUCAACUUCAAUAUGGGAAACAUUUUCCUUACCGAAUCAUGCUAAUACUUUUAGAAUUUGAUGAAUAGUUUUGACAUCAGUUUUUCAAUCCAAAUAAAUUUAAAAAUUACACAUUUUUUUUGGCUCUUUAUUCAUUUUUUCCAGGUAAGUACUCCAUAUUUAUGACUGAAAUUCACAUUGAAUUUUUGUUUGAAUUAUUAACAAUCCAAAUAUUAGUCAUGAAAUAUAGAAUAAAUUAUUCAGAGGAUCUGUUAAAUUUUGACGAGGGGAAAAUGUGGUGUACAAUUUUUCCUACCAAAGAUGUUUCGACAGCAUUCACUCUCUUAAACUUGUUACGUGAUAAAUAUUUAAAAUUGUAUCUAAUAUUCGAGAUUCCACCUGUGGAAAUGUGAUGAUGUACUUAAUUAAUAUUUUAAUAAACAAUAUUUAUUGAAAAUCCUAUGUAAUUUAUAAAAAUAAAAUAUUUCAAAUUCUC